This is a messenger RNA of Maudiozyma saulgeensis, 2733 nucleotides long. Lineage: Eukaryota; Fungi; Ascomycota; Saccharomycetes; Saccharomycetales; Saccharomycetaceae. The record is from the annotation of a GenBank genome assembly.
AUGACAGAUACUACUAAUACGACUAGUACCUCGACUCAACAAGUCGUUACGGCAUUAGUCUCAAAUGGUGUAAUCUUUGGUGUAUUUAUAUCAUUAUUUCUUCUAUUUAGAAUUAAAUUAAAGCGUAUUUACGAACCAAAAUCUUCUUUCCAAUUAAUUAAUGAAGAGAAAAGACCUGAACCAUUACCAAAAGGUUUAUGGCAAUGGGUAGUGCCAUUAUUACGUAAAUCUGAUAAUUUUGUUAUUCAACAAGCAGGUUUAGAUGGUUAUUUUUUUUUAAGAUAUCUUUUCAUUAUUUGUGCAUUUUGUGCAUUUUCUUUAUUAUAUAUCUUCCCAAUUUUAUUUGCUGUUAAUGCAACAAAUGGUGAACAUGAAACAGGUUUAAAUCAAUUGGCGUAUACUAAUGUUAAGGAUCCUAAAAGAUAUUAUGCUCAUGUGUUCAUCUCUUGGGCGUUUUAUUGGUCAUUCUUAUAUAUUGUUUAUCGUGAAUUGUUUUUUUAUACUUCAAUGAGACAAGCUGUUUUGGCAUCACCAAGAUAUGCUAAAAAAUUAUCUUCAAGAACUGUAUUAUUUCAAACUGUACCAGCUCAAUAUUUAAGUGAAACAGAAUUUUCAAAAUUAUUCGAUGGUGUGAAAAGAGUUUGGAUUGCUAGAGGUGCAAAUAAUAUUGAGGAUUUAGUUAAUGAAAGAGAAAAAAUGGCAAUGCAAUUAGAAUCUGCCUCGAUUUCUUAUCUGAAAAAUGCAGUUACAAAAGUUAGUAAAAUGAGGAAAAAAAAUCCAAGUACAAUUAUUGAAGAUGAAAUUUCAACUUAUGUACCCGAAAAGAAUAGACCUCAUCAUGCUAAAAAUUUUUGGAAUAAAAUUAUAUUUAGAAAGACUAUCGAUACAAUCUCUGAAUUAAAAGAAGAAUUACCAAAAAUAAAUAAAGAAAUUAAAGAGUUACAAGAUGAUCAUAUUAAUGGAGAACCAUUCAAUUCUGUCUUUGUGGAAUUUGAAUCUCAAUAUCAAGCUCAAGUGGCUGCUCAAGUGACAACUUUUCAUGCUCCUUUAUUUAUGACUCCAGCUUAUAUCGGUCUUGAACCAAAGGAUGUUGUUUGGUUUAAUCUAAGAAUGUUUUGGUGGGAAAGAUUAAGUAGAGAAGUAGGUACAAUUGCAGUUAUUUGUGCUUUGGUUAUUCUAUGGGCUUUCCCUGUUGCAUUUGUUGGUCUGAUCUCUAAUAUUACUUAUUUGACUGAUAAAGUUCAUUGGUUACGUUUUAUUUAUAAAUUACCAAAUCAAUUGUUAGGUUUAUUGACAUCUUUAGCACCAACAGUAGCUUUGGCUGUAUUGAUGAGUUUCUUACCAAAAAUUAUUAGAGGUAUGGCUGUUCUUCAAGGAUCUCCAUCAACUCAAAAAGUUGAACAUUUUACACAAAAUGCAUAUUUUGCAUUCCAAGUGGUUCAAGUUUUCCUUGUCACUACAAUUACUUCCGCUGCUACUUCUGUCGUCACACAAAUUGUAUCUGAACCAACAAAAGCAAUGGAAUUGUUAGCUACAAAUUUACCAAAGGCUUCCAAUUUCUAUAUCUCAUAUAUUAUUCUUCAAGGUAUGUCUAUUUCAUCCGGUGCUCUUUUACAAAUUGUUCCUUUAUUAAUAUUCUAUGCUUUAGGAACUAUAUUAGAUGGUACUCCAAGAAAGAAGUACAAUAGAUUUAUAAAUCUAAGUUCAAUGCAAUGGGGGACUACAUAUCCAGUCUAUACUAACUUGGCUGUCAUCGUCUUCUCUUAUUCCAUCAUUUCUCCAAUUAUCCUAUUAUUCUGUGCAUGUGGUUAUUUCUUAUUAUAUGUCGCAUAUUUAUACAAUUUAACUUACGUGUUUAGUGAAGCACCAGACGCUAGAGGUAUCAAUUAUCCAAGAGCUUUAUUCCAAACUUUAACAGGGAUGUACAUUGGUGAAAUUUGUUUAUUAGGUUUAUUUGUUGUUGGUAAAGGUUGGGGUCCAAUUGUCCUUCAAGUCAUCUGUAUUUGUGUCUCUGUCAUUUUACAUUUACAAUUAAAUCAUGCAUUUGAUGAUUUAAUGACACUAUUACCAGUGGAUACAAUGAAGCCAUUAGAUGGUAAGACAGAUACACCAUCAUUUAAGAACAUUUACAAUGUUGAAAAGAAUGAUGGAAAAGAUGGUAUUAAAGAAUUACCACAAUUCCCAAUACCCAAAUAUCAAGCAAAGAAUCCAUUUAAUAAUCCUAGUGAUUCUAAAUCCGGGAUCAGUGAUACUACAUAUCCUUAUAUGUAUGAUGAAGCAUUGGAGACUCCCGAAAAUAAUGUUAUUGGGGUUCCAUUAUUAGCAGAUGGGGACACCGUGGCAAUCCCACCAGCUUCAUUCUACACAAGAUUUUUCAAACCACAUAUAUAUUGCUCCUAUAAGGCUGUCAAGAGUAGAUUACCUGAGAUUUAUGGAUUAAUCGAUCCUAAUGAGGUCUUGGAUGAAUCCGAAUUGUUACAUGCUUAUGAUUUCCCUGCUGUAGGUGCUGAAUGUCCAUCGCUAUGGAUUCCUGAGGAUGAAUAUGGUUUCUCAAAACAAAUCAUUAGAGAAUUGGAAAGUGUUGUAGAUAUCUCAGAUCGUAAUGCCAAGAUAGAUACUAAAGGUAAGAUAACAUUCACAGGUGUUCCUCCAAAAAAGGAAGGGGAAGAAGAAGAAGAAAAUGAUAUCUUCAUGAAUAAUAUUAAAGAGGAGUCUGACGAAUCUAUGGCUUAG